GACCGUCGCCCUUGUGUCCAUGACCUCCACUGCCCUUGUCAUUGUACAUGGCCUCCAUCUCCAUCUCUAUCCGAGCAAGAGAAUCAGAAGAUGGGUCACCCAGAAAUGCGAUGGCAACAGCCAUUAGGACUUUUAGCGGUGGCGAUCUUCUUCUUCGGAGCAGAAUCCAAGUGCAGCAGCGACGGCUGCGACCUCGCACUCGCUUCUUACUACCUCUGGUCAGGCUGCACCCUGACAUUCAUAUCCCGAGCCUUCUCCACCCCCAUCGACCGCAUCCUCAGUUUCAACCCUCAAAUCACCGAUCGAGACCUCAUUUUCGCCGGAACCAGAGUGAACGUCCCCUUCUCCUGCGAUUGCAUCGAUGGAGAUUACAUGGGUCACGAGUUCAAAUUUACGGCGAGGGCUGGGGCUACCUACAGAAAGGUUGCGGGAACGUACUUUUCGAACCUCACCACCGUCGAAUCGACGCAAAAGAUUAACAUAUACGAUCCCAAUUUUAGAUCUAAUGGUGAUGCUCAAUUUAAUGUUUUUGUGAAUUGCUCGUGUGGGAAUAGUAAGGUUUCGAAGGAUUACGGGUUGUUCGUGACGUACCCUCUUCGGGCCGGCGAGACUUUGGAGACGGUGGCGAAUGCGGCGGGGGUUCCUCCUCGGGUGUUGCAGGAAUAUAAUCCCAAUUCCAACUUCAGCCUUGGGAAGGGCUUGGUUUUCUUUCCGGGAAGAGAUCAAAAUGGAGACUAUCCACCACUAAAGUCAAGCACAGCUGGAGUCUCCAGAGGAGUCAUUGCUGGCAUAGCUGUUGCAGUAGUUGUUGUGGCUGUGUUUCUAACUUUUUGUCUAUACACGGGAUUCUAUAAAAGAAAUAAAGUGGACGAGGCACUUAAUAUUUACUUAUUUCUCAAUAUUAAUCCUUUUCUUUAUGUUGUUGAUUCAGUUUCUGGAAAUGGCUUGGGGAAAGCUUCAGAAUCAGCUGCUGUUGUUGGCGGUGCUUUGCCAGGUAUUACUGUCAGCAAGUCAGUGGAGUAUUCAUAUGAAGAGCUUGCCAAGGCUACAAAUGACUUCAGCAUGGCGAAUAAGAUUGGCGAAGGUGGCUUUGGUUGUGUUUAUUAUGCAGAAUUAAGAGGAGAGAGAGCUGCAAUUAAGAAGAUGGAUAUGCAAGCAUCAAAAGAGUUCCUUGCAGAACUGAGGGUUCUUACACAUGUGCACCACUCAAACCUGGUGCGCUUAAUAGGAUAUUGUGCUGAGGGUUCCUUGUUCCUAGUCUAUGAGUUUAUUGAGAAUGGAAAUUUAAGUCAACAUUUGCAUUGCACAGGUAGGGAGCCAUUGCCAUGGACUACUAGAGUGCAAAUUGCACUGGAUUCAGCAAGAGGACUUGAAUAUAUCCAUGAGCAGACUGUUCCCGUCUACAUCCAUCGCGAUAUUAAAUCAUCAAACAUUCUGAUAGACAACAGCUUCCAUGGAAAGGUUGCUGAUUUUGGGUUAACCAAACUAACUGAAGUUGGAGGUUCUUCGCUGCGAACGCAACUUGUGGGUACAUUUGGAUACAUGCCUCCAGAGUAUGCUCAGUAUGGUGAUAUUUCCCCUAAAAUAGAUGUAUAUGCUUUUGGAGUUGUCCUUUACGAACUUAUUUCUGCUAAGGAAGCCAUUGUCAAGGGAAACGAAUCCAUAACGGAACCAAUAGGGCUUGUUGCUUUGUUUGAAGAUGCUUUUAGUAAGCCUGAUCCAGUAGAAGAUAUUCGCGAACUUGUUGAUCCCAAACUUGGCAACAAGUACCCAAUUGACUCAGUCUAUAAUGUGGCGCAGCUUGCAAAGGCUUGCACGCAGGAAAGACCUCAGCAAAGGCCUAGCAUGAGGUCAGUUGUGGUCUCACUCACGGCACUUCUGUCCUCAACUGGGGAUUGGGAUGUUCGUUCCCUCCAUGAGAACCAACACCUACUCAAUCUAAUGUCUGCAAGGUAGCCUCUGGCCUGCACAAGAAAUUCGUAUCUUUCCAGCACUGCCUCGGAGGAUCUGUAGAUUAUAAUUCUAAAAGAAGGCAAAUAUUCAUCAUCCCGGACUAUAAAGCUCCUCGCUUCGCAAGGGUAAGGGGAAGGUCAUUACUGUGUACGCAGCCUUACCCCUACUUUUAUAUAGAGAGACAAUUUUCUUGGACUCGAAUCCAUGACCAACUGGUCACAGAAGAACAACCUUACCACUGAUCCAAGACCCGCCCUCAUAUUUUAAUAUUGGAACUUGAAUCUUCUUCUUCGGGAAUUGUUGAAUUGGGUACUGGUAUUUGGUAAUCUGCUUCAAUAAUUGCAAGUA
Messenger RNA from Malania oleifera, 2301 nucleotides. Its product is annotated as chitin elicitor receptor kinase 1-like. The transcript has 12 exons. The coding region runs from base 91 to 1956 and encodes 621 amino acids. Gene Ontology annotation, biological process: protein phosphorylation; innate immune response. Gene Ontology annotation, molecular function: ATP binding; transmembrane receptor protein kinase activity. The record is from RefSeq and is a predicted model, not a curated record. NCBI's taxonomy places the organism in Eukaryota, Viridiplantae, Streptophyta, Magnoliopsida, Santalales, Ximeniaceae.